Molecule: messenger RNA, 2343 nt
Organism: Gasterosteus aculeatus aculeatus (three-spined stickleback)
Lineage: Eukaryota; Metazoa; Chordata; Actinopteri; Perciformes; Gasterosteidae
Source: RefSeq, a predicted model, not a curated record
CGCCAACCGGACGGCAAUUCCAGACGGACCAAAACAUCUCUGAGAAAGUUGACGUGGAGAUUUUCGUGCGCGAUGGCUGAUCCUAAACUAGAAAUGUCUUCUGAUAACUCCACCGCAUUACAGAACCCAAAUGCACACACGCAGCCCAACAACCCGCUGUCCAGGAAGCUUAACAAAAUACUGGAGACGAGGCUCGACAAUGACAAGGAGAUGCUCGAGGCUCUGAAGGCUCUCUCCGUGUUCUUCACUGACAACAGUUUGCGCACCAGGAGAAAUCUUCGUGGCGACAUAGAGAGACGAAGCCUCUCCAUCAACGAGGACUUUGCACGAAUAUUUAAGGAUGUAAAAGAGGCGCUUGAAAGUGUUAAUGAGGACGUUCAGGCCAUGAGCGCAUGUUCGGAAGAAAUGACCAACAGGUUGAAGGCUGCGAAGGAGCAAACUCAAGACCUCAUCGUAAAAACCAACAAGCUGCAGGGAGAAAAUCACAGGCUGGAGCUGAGAGCUCAGGUUGCUCAGGCCUUCCUCGCAAAGUUCCAGCUGUCAAAUGAGGAAAUGGCCACACUGCGAGGGUCUCGGGAUGCCCCCAUCACUGAGGAUUUCUUCAAAGCUUCUGAGCCCGAGUGAAGCACAUCCCACGAGGAUGUCAAAGUCCUCUUGCGAACCAACCAGCAAACUGCGGGGUUAGAGAUCAUGGAGCAGAUGGCCGUGUUACAGGAGACAUCAUAUGAGCAGCUGUACCGCUGGGCCCAGAAUGACUGCAGAGGACUGACCCAAGAGAGCUGCGAUGUCUCCCCUGUGUUGACUCAAGCCAUGGAAGCCUUACAGGACCGACCCGUCCUUUACAAGUACACUCUGGACGAGUUUGGGACGGCGCGCAGGUGCGCGGUGGUUCGAGGCUUCAUCGACGCGCUGACCCGCGGCGGGCAAGGCGGAACCCCGCGGCCCAUAGAGAUGCAUUCACAUGACCCCAUGAGGUAUGUUGGGGACAUGCUGGCCUGGCUGCACCAAGCCACCGCCUCCGAGAAAGAGCACCUGGAAGCUCUGCUGAAACAAGUCACUCUGCCAGGUGUGGAGGAGAACCUGCAGGAGGUGGUUGCACACAUCACUGAGGGAGUCUGCAGGCCACUCAAAGUUCGGAUAGAGCAGGUCAUUGUGGCUGAGCCUGGCGCUGUCCUGCUUUACAAGCUGUCCAACCUGCUCAAGUUCUACCACCACACCAUCAGUUCGAUCAUCGGGACCAGUGUGGCCUCUCUGCUCAUCACUAUUGAAGAAAUGCACAUUCUCAGCAAAAAGAUGUUCUUCAACAGCCUGAGUCUUCAUGCAAGCAGACUCAUGGACAAGGUGGAGCUACCACCUGUAGACUUGGGACCUACGGCCUCCCUCACUCAGACCCUCUCACUCCUCAGGGAGGUGCUGGCCUCCCACGACUCGUCGGUGGUUCCUCUGGAUGCCCGCCAGGCGGACUUUGCUCAGGUGCUCUCCUGCAUCUUGGAUCCCCUCCUGCAGUUAUGUACUGUGUCUGCCAGUAACCUGGGCACUGCUGACAUGGCUACCUACAUGGUCAACUCCCUGUAUGUCAUGAAGACAACCUUGGCUCUCUUUGAGUUCACUGACAAGAGGCUUGAGAUGCUCGAAUUCCAGAUCGAGGCUCACCUUGACACCCUGAUCAACGAGCAAGCAUCCUACGUGCUGACCAGAGCCGGACUGAGCUACAUCUACAGCUGCGUGCAGCAGCAUAGUGCUGAACAGGGUCCUCUGUCGCUCCUCCCCAGCAUGGAAAGCUCCUCUGUGAAAGCAGCGAUGGUCCAGUUCGAUCGGUACUUGUCGUCACCCGACACUCUUGUGAUGCCGCAGCUCAACUUCCUGCUCAGUGCAGCCAUCAAGGAGCAGAUUUUCCGUCAGUCCACCGAGCUGGUGUGCAGAGCCUAUGGGGAGGUCCACGCUGCGCUCAGCAGCCCAGCCAACAGCUACAAAGACCCAGAGAACCUGCUUCCCAGAUCCCCUCAGCAGGUUCAGACCUUGCUGUCCUGAGAGACACUUUUUUUGUCCCUCUCGGUUGAUCUCAAAAGGACAAGGUGAGCCCCAGCGAAGGACUCCCCGGUGUUUUUUCUUUUUUAAAGAGCUAUGUAAUUUGUAAAGAAAUAAGAACAAGUACCAUAAUAUAUAAAACGUGGCUGUUGCGGUGGGGGUUCUUGUUGGUGGGAUGUGGGUCACUGACCUCAGAGAGAGGCUCUCCCCUGUGUGCUAUGAGAAAAAACUCAUUGACUCUCUGCUUCUAUACGCAUGAUUGUACAAAUCUGUGUCUUUUUUAUUAAAAACAUUAUAUAAAACUAGUACACUUCA